Molecule: messenger RNA, 6348 nt
Organism: Colletotrichum tamarilloi
Lineage: Eukaryota; Fungi; Ascomycota; Sordariomycetes; Glomerellales; Glomerellaceae
Exons: 2
Coding region: 1-6348 (2115 amino acids)
Source: RefSeq, a predicted model, not a curated record
AUGAGGUGGAAAAUCCCACUGUCUCUCGUCGUCCACUGGACGGGGAUUGCCAACGCCGCCGCACUCUCCAGUAACCCACCAUGUCCAACAGAUGCCAAAGUUGUCAUCGAACAGCAACCGUUCGAGAUUCAAUGUUCCGGGAGCAUCUCCCUCUCGACCAGGACUAGGACCUACACUGAGUGGGUGACCACCACCGAUGUUGUCCAGGGUGGGACCACGUCAAAGGCAACGAUAGUUUACACCACUUCUAAUCCUCCUGGUCUUAUUACCGUCACUUCAACCGGCACUCAGACGGGAGCUACAACCAUUCCCCCAAAUAAUCCCGGCGAUCCGACCACUAUCGUCACCUAUGUUCCACCUCUGCCCACCGUCACUUCCCUCGCCAGCACCGCCGGCUUGACUACUGUUCCGCCUGGUCCAAACGGUGGCCCAUCGACCGUGGUCACCUUUGCGACAGGCCCUGUCACGGUGACCUCGUCGGCAAAGACUACCGGCCUUACCACAGUUCCUGGUUCAAAUGGAGGUCCUCCUACCGUCAUCACUUUUGCCACCACCCCGUUGGUUCCAGUGACCGUAACUUCGACCGCUUCAGUCACCGGGUUGACAACUAUUCCUCCCGGACCGAACGGAGGCUCGCCUACUAUAGUAACCUUCGUGACGCCCCCUGCUGGUCCAGUCACGAUCACCUCUUAUGCCUCCACGACCGGCUUAAUAACUCUGCCUCCUGGCCCGAACGGUGGCCCCCCAACUGUCAUUACCUUUGCAACUGGGCCUCCAGGCACAGUAACGAUCACGUCUUUUGCGUCAACUACGGGCCUAAGCACCCUUCCGCCCGGUCCUAAUGGCGGCCCGACGACUAUCAUCACUUUUGCUACUACACCCCUAACCCCUGUAACUAUCACCCAGACGGCAUCCACGACCGGCUUGACAACAGUCCCUCCUGGUCCGAACGGCGGCCCCCCAACUAUCAUCACGUUCGCUACUAUACCGCCUGGUACAGUAACGAUCACUUCUACCGCAUCGACUACUGGCUUAACGACCGUUCCUCCCGGCCCCAACGGUCCCUUUACUGUCAUUACCUUUGCGACUGGGCCUCCGGGCACGGUAACGAUCACGUCUUUUGCGUCAACUACGGGCCUAAGCACCCUUCCGCCCGGUCCUAAUGGCGGCCCGACGACUAUCAUCACUUUUGCUACUACACCCCUUACCCCUGUGACUAUCACCCAGACGGCCUCCACGACCGGCUUGACAACAGUCCCUCCUGGUCCGAACGGCGGCCCGCCGACGGUCAUCACUUUUGCCACGGGACCUCUGCCUCCCGUGACGAUCACAUCGACAGGAUCAACGACCGGCCUGACCACGGUCCCGCCUGGUCCAAAUGGCGGUCCUACUACCGUCAUUACAUUCAUUACCGGUCCCCCACCAGUCACCCUCACAUCCACUGCGUCGAUAACUGGCUUGACUACCCUCCCAGUUGGACCUAACGGCGGACCUCCCACCGUUGUCACAUUCGUUACGCCUCCUCCUCAGACCCCCGUGACCAUCACCCAGACGGCAUCAACCACCGGCUUGACUACUCUUCCCCCGGGCCCUAACGGCGGUCCGCCGACAGUCAUUACCUUUGCUACCGGCCCUCCGGGUGUCACUCCUCCCGUCACAGUGACUUCGACCGGAAGUACUACCGGCCUUAUCACAAUCCCGCCCGGGCCGAACGGUGGCCCCACUACGAUCGUUACCUUGGUCACCGGUCCCCCGCCGGUUACGGUAACGUCCUUCGGAAGCACUACCGGAUUGACCACUUUACCUCCGGGUCCUAACGGAGGCCCGCCUACUAUUGUCACCUUCGCAACCACCACCCCGCCAGUGCCGGUCACAAUUACUCAGACUGGCACUACUACUGGGCUCACAACCGUUCCUCCAGGGCCCAACGGUGGACCUCCCACAGUCAUCACUUUUGCAACGGGGCCUCCUCCUGUGACUCUCACCCAGACUGCUAGCACAACCGGCCUGACAACGAUUCCCCCUGGCCCCAACGGCGGUGUCCCCACAGUCAUUACUUUCGUAACCCUUCCUCCAUUGACCCCGGUCACCCUCACUCAGACUGCGACCACCACUGGUCUCACGACAAUACCUCCUGGACCCAACGGAGGGCCACCAACAGUCAUUACAUUCGCAACGGGCCCUCCCCCCAUUACUAUUACUCGAACUGCCAGCACAACUGGUCUCACCACCAUUCCCCCUGGCCCGAACGGCGGCGUUCCUACUGUCAUCACUUUUGUAACCCUUCCGCCGCUGACUCCAGUGACUGUCACUUCAACUGGUACUACCACAGGUCUCACGACUGUGCCUCCUGGACCUAACGGUGGCCCCCCGACGGUCAUCACUAUCGUCCCAGGCCCGUCCCCAGUAACUCUCACUCAGACUGCAAGCACUACUGGUUUGACUACCGUUCCUGGCGGUCCCGGUGGUCCCAACACGGUUAUCACCUUCGUAACGACCCCGCCCCCGGUAACUCUCACUCAGACCGCCACAACUACCGGCCUUACAACUGUGCCUGGAGGAGCCGGCGGCCCUAACACCGUUAUUACCUUCGUCACCGGCACUCCUCCAGUUACCGUCACUCAGACAGCCAGCACGACCGGCCUCACCACUUUGCCUCCGGGGCCCAAUGGCGGACCGACUACUGUAGUGACCUUCGUCACUAGCACUCCACCUGUCACUGUGACCCAGACUGCCAGCACUACUGGUCUCACCACGUUGCCUCCCGGCUCCAACGGAGGACCGACUACCGUGGUUACUUUCGUUACUGGCACUCCUCCCGUUACCGUGACUCAAACCGCUAGCACUACCGGCUUGACAACCGUUCCGCCCGGUCCCAAUGGGGGUCCCACCACCGUGAUCACCUUCGUGAUGAGCCCUCCCCCAGUUACUUUGACCUCCACCGCUACUACAACUGGCCUCACAACUUUGCCCCCGGGACCUAAUGGAGGACCUCCUACUGUGGUCACUUUCGUGACCACCACCCCACCAGUCACAAUCACAUCAACCGGCACCAACACUGGCCUGACUACAAUCCCUCCUGGAACCGCAGGCGGACCUCCCACUGUGGUGACGCUCGUGACCACUACCCCUCCAGUCACCCUCACAUCCACUGGCACAACCACCGGUCUGGUCACGAUCCCCCCCGGCCCAAGCGGUGGUCCUCCUACCGUGAUCACCAUCGUACCUCGCAUCGGUAUCAUUCGGACUUUUACUCAGACCGCCAGCCAGACCGGCGUCACGACUUUAUCAAACUCCGAUCCCUUCGGCACGACUACCGUCAUCACCUUCGUCACGGUGCCUACUGGUGCUCUGACUACUGUCACUUCGACUGGUACCCGAACUGGAGCCACAACCAUUAUUCCCACGGAUCCGGCCGGCACUACUAGUGUCAUCACAUUCGUCCCGCCAGCGACCGGAUUCGUCACGACACUCGUGUCAACAGCAACCCAGACGGGCGUCACCACUUUGCCCCAGACGGACCCCACUGGCACAACAACCGUCAUCACUUUUGUCCCUGUGACGGGAGCCAUCACAACCCUCGUAUCGACGGGUACUCGGACAGGCGUCACAACUUUACCUCAGACGGAUCCCUCUGGAACAACAACUGUGAUUACCUUCGUUCCCCCCGUGACAGGCGCGGUCACAACUCUCGUAUCGACAGGCACGCAGACGGGUGUCACAACCUUACCCCAGACGGAUCCAUCGGGCACAACAACUGUGAUUACCUUCGUUCCCCCCGUGACAGGCGCGAUCACGACUCUUGUGUCAACGGGCACGCAGACAGGCGUCACGACCUUGCCCCAGACAGAUCCCUCUGGUACAACGACGGUGAUUACUUUCGUUCCCCGUAUAACAGGCGCGAUCACGACUCUUGUGUCAACGGCGAGCCAGACGGGAGUAACGACUUUGCCCCAGACAGACCCUUCCGGCACUACGACCGUCAUCACUUUUGUUCCUCCUGUUACGGGCGCAAUUACGACUCUUGUCUCUACGGCUACCCAGACGGGCGUUACGACCCUGCCCCAAACGGAUCCCGCUGGUACUACUACCGUCAUCACUUUUGUUCCUCCUCUUACGGGCGCAAUUACAACUCUUGUCUCUACGGCUACCCAGACGGGCGUUACGACCCUGCCCCAAACGGAUCCCGCUGGUACUACUACCGUUGUCACUUUUGUCCCUCCCCCAACGGGUGCUAUCACGACGAUCGUAUCAACCGGGACGAGGACGGGCGUAACAACUCUACCUCAAACGAAUCCCACUGGUACAACGACCGUUGUCACCUUCGUCCCCCCCGGCGCUUGUGCCACUCCGCCCGUGGAUUGUGCCGCAUCCGGCCUCACUCUCAAGCUCUACGCAAACUCGGUCCAAGUUGCCGAUGGCUAUGGAGUCUCAGACGGCCGAUCUGGAGUCGGGCCCGAUUACUACCUCACUCAGAAUGCCCUGGCUCAAGGCAGCACGAACUCAAUUUCCGUUCCCUACAAGGAUGCGAGCGGCACGACCGUCACGCCCUACACUCCCCAGACAUCAGGCUCUUCGACGGGCUUCCGGUACUACGAGGGUCUGACGCAGACGUACGGCGGCAUCACGUACAACGCCAACAACUUCACCCUCGUCUUCACCGGAUACUUCCGGCCUGAUCAGAGCGGAACGUACAACUUCUGCUACGGGUACGCCGACAACCGCGACGCUUUUUACCUUGGAGACGCUGCCUUCGCUUGCGGCAGGCCCGCGAACGCGGAUACCCCCAGGGGAGCUACUCCCCUGGCAAAGAGUUGGUUCGCUGCCGACGGAAACACCGGCUGCGCCAGCGUCAACCUCGUCGCGGGGGCCUUCUACCCGGUUCGACAGGUGUUUGGUAACUGGGGUACUCCCUCGUCUCUAAACUUCUUCUUCAACGGACCGGGCCAUGCGACGAACUCGUCUGACAUCUCGGGGCUUGCCUAUCCUGAAUCGUGCACCGCAGCCCAGCCCUCCAGCUCGUCAACAACUUCAGCCGCCACGGGCUUCGUCACUACGAUCGUGUCGACGGCGACGCAGACCGGCGUGACCACAUUGCCCCAAACGAAUCCCGGCGGCACGACCACCGUCGUCAGCUUUGUGCCUCCGGCCACGGGUGCCGUGACCACCGUGGUCUCAACCGGAACCCAGACUGGCGUAACUACUCUGCCCCAAACUGACCCGACUGGCACGACUACCGUGGUCUCGUUCGUACCCCCAGUCACUGGCCUCGUAACUACCGUGGUCUCGACAGGUACCCAGACCGGCGUGACUACACUACCCCAAACUGACCCGGCUGGCACGACCACCGUAGUGUCAUUCAUACCUCCGGUCACUGGUGUCGUAACUACCGUGGUCUCAACCGGAACCCAGACUGGCGUAACUACUCUGCCCCAAACCGACCCUGCUGGCACGACCACCGUGGUCUCGUUCGUACCUCCGACGGGCGCCGUGACGACCGUAAUCUCAACCGGAACCCAGACUGGCGUGACGACCUUGCCCCAAACCGACCCGGCCGGCACAACUACCGUAGUCACUUUCACGACGCCCAUCACCGGCGCCAUAACGACUAUCGUUUCAACGGGUACCACGACCGGCGUGACCACCCUCCCCCAGACCAACCCGGCCGGCACAACCACCGUCGUCACUAUCACGACGCCCAGCUGCACCCCGGGACUCCGAUGGGCCUACUACGGCUUCUCCCGCGCCGCCUCCGACACCGUCAGCACAGCCGGUCGCAUCCCCUACCACAACACCGACGACACCUCCAAGGCGAACUGGAAGACCACCUACUUCAACAUCCCAACUGUCCUCAAUGGCCAGACCCCGAGCAACACGGGCUACACCACGACCAUCGGCCUCGCUCAGCAGUGCGACACCACCACCCGCACGGUAUACGGUACAACGACAAGCGGCCAGUCCAACUUCAUGAUCGUCCAGCACAUCGGCUACUUCCACCCUCUCACCACCGGCACCUACACUUUCAGCUUCAGCGGCGUUGAUGACGGCGUCUAUCUCUGGCUCGGCCAGGGAAGUGCCGCAAAGACGGGCUUCACCAACGCGAACGCGCAGAAGAACGUCGAUUACUAUGACACGAGCAGCUCCGGCACGUACACGUUCGCGGCAACCGCGGGGCAGUACUACCCCAUCCGUCUCCUCUUCGUCAACGCUCAGCAGUGUGGUCUGUUCAAUUUCUCGCUCACGAACCCCUCCGGUGGCGUCGUCGUCUCCAACACCCAGGCCGUCACGAACAACCAGCUCGUGUUCAGCUGUCCCACCGUCGCAGACGCUCAACCAUUCAAUUUCUAA